CGUGUAACAUUCCUAUUAUAUUUCAUUAAUUUAAAUUAAAUAAUUAAUAAAAAUGGGUAAUAAAAGAAAAUUUGUAGCCACAAAAAAGCUUACUUCACAUUCUACCCCAGUUGAAGUUAUUGUAGAAAAUGCGUCCAGUCAUCCACUAUGUAUGCAUGGACCUACAUUGUUAUUUUCUAGUGAAAAAGGAAGAUAUUUCGCAUGUGCUUCUUGUAGAAACAAAAAGGAUUGCACAGUGCGCAUUUAUGAAGAGGAUUGGAAAAAAGAAAGUGUAAAAAAAAAUAAUGAAAAGUACCGUAGUCUUAUUUCAAAACUCGAUAAAGUUGCAGCAUGGAACCAUUUCAAAGAGGUGAAGUCUAGACAUCCAUCUGAUCGAGCUUAUUGCAAUACCUGUCAGGAACUGUAUAUAAUAUCUCAAAGCAGAAAACACUUAAAGGAUCAUAGAGUAGUGAUGCCUUUAACUGAAGAGCAGCUAAGUCACCCUACAUCAUUCCUACCCCCUUUAGAGGAUAAUCAAAGAGAAGCUCAAUACAUAUUUACAAAGAAGUCUGUGAGCACUGUGCUUGGGAUAAUGAAAAAUAAUAAAAUAAGUAAUGUAUUAUGUAUCGGAACUCCAUCUGUCCAUGAAGCGGCACAAGAACACCCAGACUAUGACUCUUUACUCUUGGACUUUGACACUCGCCAUCACCUUUUCUAUCCAGCUAAUAAAUUCUUAUGGUACAACAUGUUCAACAAUUAUCUUUUUAAUGGAAAUGAAGAUGAUAAAAUACUAAAGAAAUUUUUCAAGACUUCUAGAGAAAAGGGCAUGUGUAUAGCUAUUGAUCCACCAUUUGGUGGCCGUGUUGAACCAAUAAUUCAAACAAUAAAAGAGCUUUCUGAGUUAUAUAACAAGGUUUGUAACGGAGAUGGAAUCUUGCCAGUCAUAUGGGCUUUUCCAUAUUUUGCUGAACCUUACAUUAAAAACAUGAUGCCCGAAAUUAAGAUGCAUGAUUAUCAGGUUGAAUAUCAAAAUCACAAAAAGUUCCAAAACAGUAAAGGUGGUAGAAAAUUUGGAUCUCCUGUACGUUUUUUCACCAAUCUACCAUUUUCAACCAUUGAUCUUUCUAAUGAUAGCAGCUAUAGAUAUUGUGAUAAAUGCAAAUAUUGGGUGUCUGUUAAAAACACACAUUGUAAUAAGUGCAAAGAAUGCACUAGUAAAAACGGCAUGACAUAUAAACAUUGCAACACAUGCAAGCGCUGUGUAAAACCAACAUUCAUACACUGCCAGAAAUGUGAACGUUGUUGCCUAGAGAAGGGCCAUGUUUGUGGCACUGUUGUUGAAUCACAGUCUUGUUACAUAUGCAAUGAAAAAGGUCACAAGAAAGCUGACUGCCCUCAGGAAAGUAAUGGUGACAUAAAGAAAAAACGUAAUUUUAUAAAGAAAUAAUUGUAAUAUAUAUUUUACUUAUAAAAAAGUUAUUA
Molecule: messenger RNA, 1461 nt
Organism: Nymphalis io (European peacock)
Lineage: Eukaryota; Metazoa; Arthropoda; Insecta; Lepidoptera; Nymphalidae
Product: rRNA N6-adenosine-methyltransferase ZCCHC4
Exons: 6
Coding region: 53-1426 (457 amino acids)
Biological process (GO): rRNA methylation
Cellular component (GO): cytoplasm; nucleolus
Molecular function (GO): rRNA (adenine-N6-)-methyltransferase activity; zinc ion binding; nucleic acid binding
Source: RefSeq, a predicted model, not a curated record